Molecule: messenger RNA, 984 nt
Organism: Cetraspora pellucida
Lineage: Eukaryota; Fungi; Glomeromycota; Glomeromycetes; Diversisporales; Gigasporaceae
Source: the annotation of a GenBank genome assembly
AUGACAGCCUAUCUUAAUAAAGGCCGGAAAGUGAGAAUAUAUAUAACUAGAGGUGAAUGGUAUAUAGACCAAGAUUUUCUAAGCCUCGAAUAUAAUCAUGACGAAACCUUAGCAAAUUGCGAUAUACCAUGUAUUUGGAAGGCAAAGGAUAUAGAAAAUUUAACGUCCAAAGAGCUUAAAAGUGUUGAUGCACUUUUUUGUGUUAAUCAACCAGGCUUGCCAGCAAAGAAAGCAUGGAACGGACAAAAGUUCAUACAAUAUACUUUAGAACCUAUGACUCAUUGUCCAGAAUGUCACGAUAAAAACCACUUGUUUGAUAUCCGCGCAACUUAUGAUGAAAAUUCUGAUAUACCUACGAGUUAUGUUAGAAUGGACUCCAGAAAAUGGAAAUUAGUACCUCCUUUUAAUUUAAAAGAUCUCUCACAGGAUUCACCACUUGUCUCGUUUGUCAAUUCACAUUGGACUAAAUUUAGGAAAGAUUUUGUUCAAAAUCUCAUGAACUAUAUUUCUGUCGCAUCCUUCGGCGGAAUCUAUCAGACCACCGAUUGGGAUAUUCAUCCUGAAUGUGAAGGCUUAAACGACCUCUUUGAUCUAAAAAAUUGUGUCAUCUCUAAAUAUCCUUUUUAUCUUGCAAUUGAAAAUUGCCAAGAAAAAGAUUACUCUACUGAAAAGCUUUGGGAUACGUUUAAUUUGGGUGUCGUUCCUGUUAUAUGGGGUGCGCCUAAUACUCGUUCAUACUUACCACAUCCUAAAUCCGCUAUUUUCAUUGAAGACUUUGAGAAUGCUAAAGCUCUUGCAAAUUAUUUGAAAUAUCUAGUUAAAAAUGAGACUGCAUAUUUAGAAUAUCAUGAGUGGCGUACUAUGAAAUCGUCCGAUAGAUUUGAGAUGAAAUCGUACAUGAGCAUGCAUAAUCUUGAAUGUAACGUUUGCAGAGAAGUUGCUAGGUUGAAGAUUGUUGAGGGAUAUAAUAGUAUUAAUACAUGA